Magnusiomyces paraingens is the source of this 2754-nucleotide messenger RNA. RefSeq lists its product as uncharacterized. The coding region runs from base 1 to 2754 and encodes 917 amino acids. The transcript is spliced from 3 exons. The record is from RefSeq and is a predicted model, not a curated record. Lineage: Eukaryota; Fungi; Ascomycota; Dipodascomycetes; Dipodascales; Dipodascaceae.
AUGGAGUUUGGUCUUAUUUUUUUGAAUUCAUUUAAUUUCAAAAAUCAUCUUGCAAAAGUUACUCAGUGCGAAUUCACUAAAAUAGAUGCCAUAAUUGCAAAUCCUUUUGGAGCUAAAGUUUCUGUAUCUCAGUCAUUCAAGGUUGGCUGCCUACCACCUGAUUUCAAAGCAAAAGACGAUGAAAAUAUUUUAGAUUCACCUGAAAACAAAUCCAUUCACUUUGCCUAUCGGUUUCCUAACCCGCCUUCAGGUGCAGUGACUGCUUUCAAAGCCACCGUUGGAUCCGAUCGGGUAAUUAAAGGCAAGUUUAUGGCGGCAGCCAAGGCUAAAGCUGAGUUUAAAACCGCUCUUGAUGACCGCGAAAAUAUAUUGGCCGGAUUGGCUACUAUGUAUAGCCCUGAUAUUUUUCAAAUCGAUUUGGGUAAUAUUCCAUGGAACACAACAGUAAAAGUUGAAUUGGAGUACUUUUCAAUGCUAGAAUACGACUCUCAAUAUGGAAUAGAACCAGAAAAUGAAAAUGCCGUUGAUGGAGCUCAAGUUGUCAGCACUGUUUCCCAAGCAGGAACUUAUAUUUCAGUCAAAUUAAAUUCUUCAAAAACAUCAUUCUUGGAGUGUGUUUCUCACAAAGAAUUAGCCAAAGUCAAGCCAGAUUUAGUGACCUAUUCCAGCAAAGAAGAACCAAAACUUGAGAAUGAUUUUGUCGUCAUAGUCAAGGAUCAGAGUCAUUUGGAACUCUCUGCUCAUUUAUCUAGUCAAGAUCCUGUUGCUGAUGCUCCAGUUCUCAGUAAUCUUUUAACGAUUAAUUUUCGACCUACCUUAGAUCUCACCAGUACCCGUCCCAAAGAACUUAUCUUUUUAAUUGAUCGCAGCGGUUCUAUGGAUUCCUGCGUAGAGACAUUAAAAGAUGCUCUUCAAUUAUAUUUAUCUUCAUUGCCAUCCUCUGGACAAAACAACGAUUACCCUAUUUACUUUAAUUUUGUAUCAUUUGGUUCAAAAUAUAAGUUUCUCUGGCCUCAUUCCCGGCUCCUUAAUGAACAGUCAUUUAAAGAUGCACGCACAUUUAUUAAAAGUAUAAACGCUGAUUUUGGUGGCACUGAGAUUUUAGAUCCUCUUGUGGAAAUAUUGAACCAGUUAAAAACCCCUGGUUAUUUUCGGUACUUGGGUCUGACAAAUUCAAAAACUAUAGAUCAUGAGAUUAUUGUGCUGACAGAUGGCGAGGUUUUUAAUGUUUCUGAAAUAUUCAAAACUUUGAAAAAAAUGGUUUCAUCUUUAAAUAAUGAAGGUAACGGUAUAACACGGGUCCACUCUUUUGGUGUAGGAGAUUCUGUGUCACACAGCCUUCUAGAUUCUUUGGCGAAAGCUGGUGGUGGAAUCAAACAAACUGUUUUAGUCAAGGAGCGCAUGGAGUUAAAAAUUAGCAAACUUUUGCAGAUCAUUUUGAGUCCGUGUGUUAUUGGUGCUACUGUCUAUUGGUCUUUGAAAGAUAAAGAAAAAAAAAUAGAUGGUGAAGAUGAGUUUGAGAUGCUUGAAGGAUAUGGUGAGCCAUUAAGCUUCAAGUUGGGCAAACUUAUGGAAGUUGAUACCUAUGAUAAGGGCCACUUGAUAACCCCUAAUACUGGAUUACUACCAAUUUUUUCCAAAAAUGAUUCCAAAAUGUAUAUCUUUGUGGAUGAUGCAUCACUCGUUGCACCUUCUGUUAAGAUUCAAUUAUUAUUGGAUGAUGGAUCCACGAAAACAUUUGAAGCACCUGUUGUCCAAGAUGAAUCUUAUGAUAAUGAAAAGUUUCUGUUUGUUGGAGGAGGUCGAUCGCUUUUAAGAACUUUUUCAGAUGAAAAAGACGCUGAGGAGAAUGAAAAUGAAGAAAAUGAAAUACUUCAAUCAACAGAUAAAUCUAAGCGCGACAAGUUUUGUGAAUUAAUAGGUGAAACUUUUGGAUUAGUAUCUCCUUGGACAUCGUUACUUGCCCUUGAAAAUAAAAUCAAAGACAAGAACCGAGAAUUUGAAUCGGAUAAUGAUAUUUCUAAUGAUUCGAAAUUGGGCGAAAAUAUCAUCUUUGAAUCAGAUUUUGGGUCAUCUUAUUAUUUACCGCUAAGAAUGCAAUGUUUGCAAUAUUUGAGAUCAAGUCCAAAACCUUUUAACAGGUCUUCAGCUAAGAUUAGAUCCAGGAUUAGAUCCAAUAAUUCUUAUAUUGUUGAUAAGUGUGCUGCUUUAACUAUACCUACAACUUCAACAAUUGACUCUAUGAAAGAUUGCCUUGGAAGAGCUAGCAAUUUUGUUUUAAAAUCGGUUUUUUUAAGGAAUAAACAGCCUGAAGAUAACAUGAAUAAACAGCCUGAAGAUAACAUGAAUGAAUUGUCUACUAGUGCACCUCCGUUGGAAUUACCACCAAAAACUUUGCUUGAAACGGCUUACCAAGACUUGUCAAUUAUUACAUUAGCAUGCAACUUUGACGGCUCGUUUGACGUUUCUACCGAUCUGUAUCAAUUGCUCUCACCUGCACACUCGCAGCCUCCAUUGUCAACAAUCGAAACUUCAAAAAAUCCUAAGGUCCAAGGAUAUGUUGCGCUUGCAGUCAGUGUAUUUUUGAAAGCUUUAGAGAGUCGAACCAAAGAUUCCGAAAUUGAAUUUGGAAGCGCUUUGAUUCUUCUGCUUGAGAAAGUGAACAAGUAUGUUGACCAAGCUUAUGGAAAAGACACACAAAAAUUGGAGCAGGAUCGUAAAACUUUGGAGGACCUUUUUAAGAUUAAUAAUUAA